AUGUUCUCCACCCGCCUGUUCGUCUCCGCCGCCCUGGUCGCCGUGUUGUUCGUGUGUCAGUGCAAGGGAGUUCCUGUCGCGAAGCCGGAAGAUGGGGCGUUGAUCACGGUGGGAGCCGAGACGACGGCCUUGAUUCCGACCAGCUCGAACUCGACGGAGAUCGACACUCUCAGCGAGGUCGACGCAACCGGAGUCCGUGUCAAGCGCUCGGGAUGUGGAUGCUGCGGAUGUGGAGGCUGUUGCUGCCGCCCCUGUUGCUGCGGAUGCGGCUGCUGUGGAUGCGGAGGAUGCGGAUGCUGCGGAUGCGGAGGAGGACGCAAGAGGCGCUCGCUCCAGAACCUCCGUAUCGCCCACAUGAACCAGAUCGAGGGCAUCACCAAGGUCGAUCAGCCUGCCCUCCCCUCCGCCGCUGACUUUGUCGAUUCUGAGGAGUCCUCCCCCAUCGAGGCCACCGAGCAGCUGAAGAGCCAGACCACCAACCCCAUCAUCGCCAAGCUGGCCGCCUUCAGCCCCGCCCACCUGCUCACCAACCUGCACGACCAGUUCAAGCAGGCCGUCCGGCAGUUGGUCUUG
Mesorhabditis spiculigera is the source of this 573-nucleotide messenger RNA. The record is from the annotation of a GenBank genome assembly. NCBI's taxonomy places the organism in Eukaryota, Metazoa, Nematoda, Chromadorea, Rhabditida, Rhabditidae.